Messenger RNA from Olea europaea var. sylvestris, 1441 nucleotides. RefSeq names its product zinc-finger homeodomain protein 5-like. Gene Ontology annotation, biological process: regulation of DNA-templated transcription; regulation of developmental process. The transcript has a single exon. Gene Ontology annotation, molecular function: transcription cis-regulatory region binding; DNA-binding transcription factor activity. The record is from RefSeq and is a predicted model, not a curated record. The coding region runs from base 325 to 912 and encodes 195 amino acids. NCBI's taxonomy places the organism in Eukaryota, Viridiplantae, Streptophyta, Magnoliopsida, Lamiales, Oleaceae. Gene Ontology annotation, cellular component: nucleus.
UCAGUUUUAUUCCCUUUACAGCUGAAUCGAUUCGAAUCAUAUCCAGCCCUACUUGUAGAUUUUUAGCAAGCAAUGCUCUCUCCUUCUCUCCCCCAAUUUAAAAGAAACAAAAAGGGGCAACAGAAAUUGCAUAAGCACAGUGUCGUUUAGUGUAAGCAAAGCAAGAAAAAAACUAUAUUCAUCUCGUAAAACAAAGCAAAGAAAACCACGGCGCCUCUAACCUCUUCAUCCAACUCUAUCUUUCCCCUUAAGCAAAUCUUUGAUAAUCAGUUUAAGAAUCCUUCUCUCCUUCAGCUACAUGCAAGCAACCUCCAGACCUCAAUAAUGAACAUUUCACGUCAAGCACAAUCACCGCUUCAUACAAUUUCUGAUUCAAACGGUAUUAUAGCAGCAUCAAAUCAUGGCAAAACACCAGUUAUGCUGUCCAAUAUUUGCCCAAAUUCACCAAGCCUACAUGAGAAGAGAUCCCCUAAAAGAUCUGAUAUUGUCAAGUACAUGGAAUGCCUCAAGAACCAUGCUGCAGCCAUUGGUGGUAAGGCCACAGACGGUUGUGGAGAGUUCCUGCCGGGUGGCGAAGAAAGCUCCCUUGAAGCCCUUAUAUGCGCAGCAUGCGAUUGCCAUAGGAAUUUUCACAAGAAAAUACUCAUAGAAAGAGGCUAUUAUUUGCCUGAGAUGGGAGUGAAAAGGGCAGAUAAUGAAGUUGUAAAAAAGAGGUUCAGAACCAAGUUCAGCCAAGAACACAAGGAGAAGAUGUUGGGAUUUGCAGAGAAAUCUGAGUGGAAGAUACAAAAUGUGGAUGAAUAUGAGGUGAGCCAAUUCUGCCAAGAGAUAGGCGUGAAGCGGAAAGUGCUUAGGAUUUGGAUGCACAACCACAAAUAUAAUUACUUGGCCAAGAAAAACUCUAUUACUUGAAUCAUCACUUCCUCAGUAUUCCUAGCUUUUUUAUCUUUCUAGUUCUUGUUUUUUUUUUUUUUUUUUUUUUUUCUGAUAUCCAGGUAUCCACCUUACAGUGACUAAAUCCUGAAGUCUACACCUUGGUCCCUCAAGCUGCAGACAUGUUAAAUCGCAGGUUGUGUUUCAAACUGACCAAUGCUGUUUCAAACUGACCAAUGCUCAAGAGCCCCCCAAUUGAUCUGUCAAAGUGUCAAGCAAAUCGUUUUUUUUCCAUCUUUGCAUCUUGUUUUUUGGUAGAGCUCCUACUUUCCAGAAUAAAUCCUGCCUUUUAGGAGAAUAUCUGCCUUUCAAGAGCUUUUCAGGAAUUGAACUCACGAUCUCUGAUCUGCUAGUCUUGAAGCACCCUCAUCUUGUUCUUGGGGGCCUUUCUAGUUCUUGUUCUUCUUUUAUUGCAAGCUUGUUUGGAGCUUGAGUUUUCGUAAUUCCUUAGUUGUUGAAGUCCAAAGUUAAAUUUCACAAUGCAAUUAAUCACUCUGUUAGCAGCAUU